AGCGGACACCGGGUGAUCUCAGUCUGGAGAGAGCUCAGCGGAGGCAGCAGCAGCGUGAGGACACGUGACAGCUCCAGAGACUGCUAUGACAUCUCGCAGGUGGUUCCACCCCAACAUUACUGGAAUCGAGGCAGAGCAGCUCCUGUUGACCCGGGGAGUCCACGGCAGUUUCUUGGCCAGGCCCAGCAAGAGCAAUCCUGGGGAUUUUACCCUCUCUGUCAGGCGUAACGAUGAGGUGACCCACAUUAAGAUCCAGAACUCAGGCGACUACUACGACCUGUAUGGAGGGGAGAAGUUUGCCACACUGGCCGAGCUGAUCCAAUAUUACACAGAACAACAGGAUCUGCUGCGCGAGAGGAACGGCCAUGUCAUCGAGCUCAAGUACCCACUCAACUGCAAGGACCCCACCUCUGAGAGGUGGUACCACGGACACCUGUCUGGGCGAGAUGCAGAGAAACUGCUCUCAGACAAAGGCAAGGCCGGCAGUUUCCUGGUCCGGGAGAGCCAGAGUAAACCGGGUGACUUCGUCCUCUCGGUUCUCACCAAUGAGGAGAAACAUGAAAACGUGGAUCGCAAGACCAAGGUCACACAUGUUAUGAUACGCUACCAGCAGGACGGUAAAUACGACGUGGGCGGAGGUGAGAGGUUUGACACAUUGGCUGAUCUGGUGGAUCACUACAAGAAAAACCCCAUGGUGGAGAAAAGUGGCAUUGUAGUGCACCUCAAACAGCCAUUUAAUGCCACGAGGAUAAACGCAGCCAACAUUGAGAACCGGGUACGGGAGCUCAACAAAGUAGCAGACAACUCUGAGAAGCCCAAACAAGGAUUCUGGGAAGAAUUUGAGGUACUUCAGCAGCAGGAGUGCAAACUGCUGUAUCCCCGGAAAGACGGCCAGAAGCCAGAAAACAAGAGUAAAAACAGAUACAAGAAUAUCCUCCCCUUCGACACAACUCGUGUUGAACUCAGGGAAAUGGAUCCAGAUAUUCCUGGGUCAGAUUACAUCAAUGCCAACUACAUCAGAAGUCUGCAUGAAGAGGGACGCCACAUGGACGACUGCAAAGUCUUCAUCGCCACCCAGGGCUGCCUCCAAAACACAGUCAAUGACUUUUGGAAGAUGGUGUAUCAGGAGAAUACACACGUCAUCGUCAUGACCACAAAGGAGGUAGAGCGAGGGAGGAACAAAUGUGUGCGCUACUGGCCGGACCUCCACGGCAGCAAGGAGUUUGGGAAGGUGCUAGUGAGGAACAUGGAUGAGCAGUCAGCGCAAGACUACAUCCUGAGGAAGCUGGAGGUGACCCGACUGGACCGGAAGGAGCCUCUGAGGUACAUCUGGCACUAUCAGUAUCUGAGCUGGCCCGACCACGGAGUUCCCAACGAGCCUGGCGGUGUGCUCUGGUUCCUGGAGGAGGCCAACCGCACUCAGAGCACCAUUCCAGACACUGGACCCAUAGUUGUCCACUGCAGUGCAGGCAUCGGCAGGACAGGCACCAUUAUCGUCGUUGACAUUCUCAUCGAUAUUAUUAACCGCCAAGGUCUAGAUUGUGACAUCGAUAUCCCUAAGACCAUCCAGAGGGUACGGCAGCAGAGGUCGGGCAUGGUGCAGACCGAGGCCCAGUACAAGUUCAUCUACAUGGCUGUGCAGCAGUACAUAGAGACGGCUCAGAAGAGACUGGAGGAGGAGCAGAGAAAUAAGUUGAAGGAGAGGGAAUAUUCCAAUAUCAAAUAUCCCCAGAUGACCAACUCAAGAUCCAAACCCAGCGUGGCAUCCUCACGCUCGUCUUCUGUGAUGACAAAUGAUGAUUCGUCGAGUGUGUACGAGAACAUAAACUUUAAAAGCCCUCAGACGUCUUUUAGCAGUAACACCAGGAGGUAAUACUGUCGGAACGUCCACAUUUCUCUUACUUCCUCUUUUUUCAGCUGAGGUGUCGCUUCAUUAGCGCCUGAAAAUCCCUCGAACGGAGGAGGGAGCGUGGUGCUCUGAAUACACCGCACAACUGUGGACCCUGCCUGGGCUGAAGGGGGCGCUCUCCGGCUGCCGUCCUGCUGACUCUCUCUGUCUAGAGUAAAACCUUGACCUCCGCAGAGAGGAGGACUCUAUAGCAUAGUGCCUGCGCUCAGGGCCGCUCUGUCCUCCUUCGUCUCUCUCCUCUUUCGCUCCAGCCUCCAAAGCUCUCCCUCUCCUAACCAGCAGAAGUGCCUUGACACAGGACGUGUCUGUAUCUCUUCUCCCCAAAACCUGCUGUCACAUCUGCACUGUAACUGUUUUCCAAACCCUGGAAACCCAACAUGACAUUAAGAAACAACCAGUUUUUCCUCAGGAAGACGGAUAUUGAACAUGAAGUUUGCCCUUGAGAUGAACAGAGCUGUACGAGAUCCACGAAGAGGUCAAAGCUGAGCAGUUUGUCCACUUGUUCACAGAAACCACUCUGUUCUCUGUCUCUGUCUCUCUCUCUCUCUCUCUCUCUCUCUCUCUCUCUCUCUCUCUCUCUCUCUCUCUCUCUCUCUCUCUCUCCCUGUCUUUUCUGGUUGUUGUUUGAACUCGAAGCUAAGACUGUUUUCGCUGCCACUCCAGCUCUGGUGGUUAUUAAGGUGGCCGCUGAGUGAUAGCGAGGGCAAUUACACAACACAGGAUUCUGAAGCACAUGAAGGGCGAGCAAACUCCUUCUUAUAAGAUAAAAAUAAUUUCUCAUUUUAAUUUGCGGUGUAAAAGUGGAGACUAUUUUAUUUUUAAUUUUUGGGGGGAUUUGCCAGAGUGUUUUGAAAGAAACUUCCUGCGCUGUUGCAAAUAAGUAAAUUUAGUCAUUUAGUGGAGUACUGUCGUGACCUCCAGUGGUCGGCUUCUUUUCAUUACUUCGUGAUGCCGUUGGUAUCAUGGCUGUGUAACAUAUGAGAUGUUUAUUUUUUAAAUAUAAUUAUAUUUAUAAAAGAGCUUAAUGGUGGAAGAGAUCAUAUUUAAGCACACUUGUCUAAGCAGCAGCCGGAAGCUCUAAUUUACACUUUAAUCAUGAUAGUUUUUUGAAGUCCACCUUGGACAGGAAACGGGGUUGAGUGGAUUCCUGAACGGGUUGUUGGAGGUGAGCUCGGCCGACCGCUGCUUCAUUGUCUGGCCGUUCAAUCAGCAGGUCUGAUGCAGUUCAACAUCUGUCGGGGGAGAUCGUCACGAGGAGAUAAGGCAAAGGGGCCGAUUACAGCGGGCCAGAUGGCCAUCUGCCCGAGAUUGAAGAAUAGAUUUGUCUCCAAAAAGUAAUUUAGAAGACGGCCGUAAUCCAAGCUUGAUGAUAGCCGAGCGACGUCACUGAUGUGAUAAGGAAGACGGGGGGGGG
Messenger RNA from Limanda limanda (common dab), 3323 nucleotides. RefSeq names its product protein tyrosine phosphatase non-receptor type 11b (gene ptpn11b). Gene Ontology annotation, biological process: protein dephosphorylation. NCBI's taxonomy places the organism in Eukaryota, Metazoa, Chordata, Actinopteri, Pleuronectiformes, Pleuronectidae. The transcript is spliced from 16 exons. The record is from RefSeq and is a predicted model, not a curated record. Gene Ontology annotation, molecular function: protein tyrosine phosphatase activity. Bases 86 to 1873 code for a protein of 595 amino acids.